GGCACGCCGGAGCCCGGGACCGCGGCGCGGAAACGGCCCGGGCCGAGCGGCAGGCAGAUCCGGGGCUGGAGGGAGGCGGAGAGGAGGCGUGAGGGGGCCGGGGAGCAGGCCCCUCUGCCCUCCUGGAGGCCGGCCGCCUGCUGUGGCGGUGCAGGAGCAGGCCGCCCACACAGGGAGGGGGUCAGGAGGGCGGGCCUCGGCCUCCGCAGGCCCGGGCCGGGCCCCAGCAGGGAGCAGCAGGAGUCGAGGGCCCAGGCCUGGCCCGGGUUGUCCUCGCGGGCCCUCGAGUGGGCCUCCCGGGCCUCCGCCGGGGAACGUGAGCCUGAGGCGGGCCCCAGGGCCCGGCCCAGGCGCGUGUGAGCCGAGCGAGGGAGAGCAGGCGAGGGCCCUGGUGGGGGGCGGCAGAGACGGAGGUGGUAGGGGGCUUCCGAGCCUCCCGGCCCCGAGCCGGAUUGGCGAGUUAGACGCUUGUGGAUCCAGCGUUGGAUUGGGGAGGGGUCUCUGGGAGGCUGGCAGGCCACGCAAGGAUUGGGGGGAUCUAAGUGCUUAGAGAUCGAAGGCAGGCCUUGGGUAGGGGGAGUCAGACAAUUGAAAGCCUAGGUGGGUAUUUGGGGAGGGGUCUCUGCGCUCAGAGGAAGCGCCAAGCAGCGCCUGCUUGGCUGCAGGCCCGAGGCCCGGUCCAGAGAAGCUCCUGUGGAGGGCGGGCCAGCCCAGGCCGGGCCAAGAGAAAGCAAGUGAAUCAAUCUGGACUCGCAGUGGGCGGGGGGCCCCUGAGCGGGGGGUCACAAAGGGUGAGCCAUGGCCACCAGGCGUUUAACCGACGCUUUCUUGUUGUUGCGGAAUAAUUCCAUCCAAAACCGGCAGCUGUUAGCCGAGCAAGUGAGUAGUCACAUCACCUCCAGCCCUCUGCAUUCACGUAGCAUUGCUGCGCUUGCUGACGAUCGCAUGGCUCUGGUGUCAGGCAUUAGCUUAGACCCAGAAGCAGCAAUUGGUGUGACAAAGCGGUCACCUCCUAAAUGGGUGGAUGGCGUGGAUGAAAUACAGUACGACGUUGGCCGGAUUAAACAGAAGAUGAAGGAGCUGGCCAGCCUCCACGACCAGCACUUAAACAGACCCACCCUGGACGACAGCAGUGAGCAGGAGCGUGCCAUCGAGAUAGCCACCCAAGAGGUCACGCAGCUCUUCCACAGGUGCCAGCGCGCAGUGCAGGCGCUGCCUAGCCGGGCCUGCAGGGCCUGCUCGGAGCAGGAGGGGCGGCUCCUUCGCAACGUGGUGGCCUCCCUGGCACAGGCUCUUCAGGAGCUGUCCACCAGCUUCCGGCACGCGCAGUCGGGCUACCUCAAACGCAUGAAGAAUCGAGAGGAAAGAUCCCAGCAUUUUUUUGAUACAUCAGUGCCACUGAUGGACGAUGGAGACGAUAAUACUCUUUAUGAUCGGGGUUUUAUGGAUGACCAGUUAGUGCUGGUGGAGCGGAACACGCUGAUGGUGGAAGAGCGGGAGCGGGAGAUUCGCCAGAUCGUACAGUCUAUUUCUGACCUGAACGAAAUAUUUAGGGACCUCGGAGCAAUGAUUGUAGAACAGGGUACCGUCCUUGAUAGGAUCGACUAUAAUGUUGAACAGUCCUGUAUCAAAACUGAAGAUGGCUUGAAACAGCUUCACAAGGCAGAGCAGUAUCAAAAGAAGAAUCGGAAGAUGCUUGUGAUUUUAAUAUUACUGGCCGUCAUCAUUGUCCUCAUUGUUGCCCUCGUCGGUGUGAAGUCUCGCUGAGCAGCGCGGGGCCGGUGUAUGCGCCGCGUGGACGCGGGUGCGGCUGCUGUGCAGGCGCGGCCCUGGGCCGGCUGGGGCAGCGGGCGCUUCUGUGGACGCCUCGGCACAGCCGUGCGCACGCACGGGGAAGGGGCUUCUGUUCCUCCUUCAGUGUCAAGACUUGAAGGACCUUGGAUACUGCUGCAGAUUAGAGAUGAGCUCUCUCUUCAGUUAUAACGUAUUUUUUUUUAGAAAGAGAAAAUGAGUUGAACGUUUACAGGCCUCCUCAAGCUGUUCAAUAUGUUAUGUCUGUGUGUGCUAUUUUUUUUAGCAAUCAUGUCUGAGCAGCAUGUUGAAAUAAUUUUUGGAAAAAUUUUUUUUAAACCAUAUGGUUUUUAAGAAAUUUGGUACCAAAAAUUUAUGAGUAAAGGCAAAAAUGCCUCUUCAUCUUCCUCUAUAUAUUUUCCAGUUGGAAAUGAACUGAGAAGUCCUUUAAGAAUUUAUAAUCCGUUCCCCAUUAACUUAAUUUAGCUUUUCCAUCACUGUUAAUGAUCAGAGUAACAAAGUGUGAAAAAUAAGAAACCAUCAUCGAUGUUAAUUAACACAUUUAGAUGGGCAGUUAAAACAGCUUCAUAAGUUUAAAUUAAUCGUAAAUGGAGUAUUCCUCAUCUAAAAUUUGUGCACUGCAUUUUCUCCAGUAAACCCAAAGGGGAUACUAAGUAAAAACCACCUAGAUUUAAAAGUUGGUGAUUUGAAAUAACCUCACCUAAAAAGGAAGCUCGGUAGUGUUGUCAGAGUCACCAGAAUCAGCCGGUGUGUCCAUGCGCGUCCCCAGCCAUUCUCGCGCAGUCCAUUACGUCUGUGCUAACUACAUAAUGACCUGUUCAAGCCAGACACCAUUUAAUGAACUGAGAAUUUACACAGAGGCCACUCUGAACGGGUCACCCCAUUCAGGAUUAGUGGGUCUCAGAUUAUUAACCAAGCGUCACUCCAUUUCAAAGUAAAAUAUUCCACCAGCGGUUUGAUUUAUGGGCCCUUCCAUUGCCACUUGCCAUGCCCGGAAAGCAGGCAUUUUCUUGCAACGUGUGAAAAUCUUGGCUAGGAAAACGCCUUGUUUGUGUUAGCGUGAAUCAGAUCACCAAAGGAGGACUUUGUUGUCUACUUACCUGUUAUCAAUGUGGUGCUCGGAUAUAUUCCUGGACCUGUAGGGUGAGGUGCAGAGUGGUGAUAACUUUGAAAACUGAAGUUGUUCAUGUUUUAAUUGGUCUUGAGACACCAGUAUUGUUUUAACAGUCUUUGCAUCAUUUUCAGUGGCUUUCCACUAUUUUUACCUCUCUUAAACUGUUUUAAAAGAGCGUGACCUCAUGAAAUGUGCUACAUUUUAUUCAGACCAGUCACAUAAAAUGUCUCUCUAGAACUGA
Molecule: messenger RNA, 3167 nt
Organism: Hippopotamus amphibius kiboko
Lineage: Eukaryota; Metazoa; Chordata; Mammalia; Artiodactyla; Hippopotamidae
Gene: STX16
Product: syntaxin 16
Exons: 8
Coding region: 799-1767 (322 amino acids)
Biological process (GO): intracellular protein transport; vesicle fusion; vesicle-mediated transport
Cellular component (GO): endomembrane system; membrane; SNARE complex
Molecular function (GO): SNAP receptor activity; SNARE binding
Source: RefSeq, a predicted model, not a curated record